CUAUGCAGCUAGCCUUUGUUUAAUUGUUCCAAAUAAUUUGACACUCGACCCUGCAGUUUGCACACAACGUCUAGUACUUUCCCAUCAGAUUAUCGAGCUCUUCCAUCUAUUUCGGUUUUAAAACUUAAAUCUCUUUUCGUUCAUCAUAGGAUCCCUCCAUCAUGUCCAUAAUCAACAUUUAUCACCAUAAUGAAAACAUCUACAACGUGGAAAAGAAACCGCCGGAACGUCCACCAAAACCUCCGCUAUAUCACUCGCGCUUCGAACACCAGGUCCGCCGUGAGACCAAAUCCAGCAAAGAUGCCCAUCGGACCAUGGGCUUCGCCAAAAUUCCCCUGCAAAAACCGGACGAAUUUCUCAAAAAGAACUGCGGUAUCCGUUUUCGAGCUACGAAAUCGGCCCCGGUGCGGCUGUGUGUCACUCACAAACCGCCUGUCCCCAAGAAAGAAGAACUGGCCGCUUCGCAACAGCAGGUGAUGAAGUGCGUCGAUUUCAAGGUCGAAAACAUCAAGAAAGUGGUUUGCUCAAAUCCGAAGAAGGUUCGACCACGCUAUGCGGACACACGGAAGGGAGAUUUCCACGAUCUGGAAAAAUCGGGCCUGGUACCGGUUUACAUGUGUCAACCGAAGUACGGCAAGGUCCCGGAAUAUCUCCACCGCCGCAAGAAGGAUCUGGAAGCGCAGAAGCAACGUCUGAUGGACAAGAUGGCCGAACAGAAAUCCGCCUGUGCGGCGAUUUCUCAGGAAGAGCGAUUGGAACUGUUGAAGGGAUUGAAGAAAAACUGGGAAAAUCUGCAGCGGGAGUACCAAAGUCUUCCAUUGUUGAUUGACACUGUGCCGAAAAUGAUCCGCAAAGCCAAACUGGAGAAGGGCCUGAAAGAGCUGGAGAAGGAUAUUUUGAUGAUGGAGAAUAAUCCUUACAUCUACGUGUACAGCGACAAUGAGGAAGAGCAACAACAGCCGAAGCAAAAGUGAUAAGACAUAGUGUGUUCCAGGAUGUGGUGUUCUCUAUUUUGUAGCUUUUUUACUAACUUAACAUUUAGCGUGUGACCCUGAGUGCUUUCGACUUUUAGCAGUAGUAUGUGAAUUGUGCAAUAAACUCAAAAAAUCUUCCGUACAGUAGAA
Molecule: messenger RNA, 1124 nt
Organism: Aedes aegypti (yellow fever mosquito)
Lineage: Eukaryota; Metazoa; Arthropoda; Insecta; Diptera; Culicidae
Product: enkurin
Exons: 2
Coding region: 162-974 (270 amino acids)
Cellular component (GO): acrosomal vesicle
Molecular function (GO): calmodulin binding
Source: RefSeq, a predicted model, not a curated record